AAGUAUAAAUAGACAUUAGCGUAAGAACACGCUCGCGUUCUAAAUUCAAAAUCGUCCGGCGCCCGCGCAGCCCGGACUGAAGCCGAAUUGUGUUCGAAAUUCGAAUGUAGCAUUUGAAUUUCGAUUUAUUUACCGACCCCGACUGGAAAGGCCACCAGGGGGAUUUACGUAGAGUAAAAAGUUUCUGGAAUUUUCCACGGAUUUUGGACCGAAUCUUUGUGUUUUGUGUUUAUGUGAAAAUGUGUGAUAUGUGUAUUCAGCGCUGAUAAGAAGAUACACGGAUUUAUUAUUUGUGACGCAAGUGCUAUGCAUUUCAAGACGAAUGGUGAUGAAGAAGUAAACUGAUAGUUGAAGGUGACAAGAAUCCAAGAUGGCGGAAGCGGAGGGCGGAGCGAGCGAGCAGGAUGAUGUUUCAUUCUUGCGUACGGAAGACAUGGUAUGCCUAUCAUGCACGGCGACCGGCGAGCGCGUAUGCCUAGCGGCUGAAGGCUUCGGCAACCGACACUGCUUCCUCGAGAACAUCGCUGAUAAGAACAUACCACCAGACUUAUCACAAUGCGUCUUUGUUAUUGAACAGGCGUUGUCAGUGAGAGCUCUACAGGAGUUAGUCACGGCAGCCGGCUCAGAGACACGACGUCAACGUCAGUUUGUGGUAACUGGAAGGUUCCCGGCUGAAUCCGAGGGUGAGAAAGUGCGUGUUGGUGACGAUCUGAUUCUUGUAUCAGUCGCUACUGAACGAUACUUGCAUACUACGAAAGAAAACGAAGUCUCAAUUGUGAAUGCCUCAUUCCACGUUACACAUUGGUCCGUGCAGCCUUAUGGCACUGGCAUAUCGAGGAUGAAGUACGUGGGCUACGUGUUCGGAGGCGAUGUGCUAAGAUUCUUCCACGGAGGUGACGAAUGUCUCACUAUACCUAGUACUUGGACCAAAGAAGGGGGGCAAAAUAUUGUGGUCUACGAGGGCGGUUCUGUGAUGUCCCAAGCGCGCUCUCUGUGGCGUUUGGAACUGGCACGAACCAAGUGGGCAGGUGGCUUUAUCAACUGGUACCACCCUAUGCGCAUUCGACAUAUCACGACUGGUCGUUACUUGGGUGUUAACGACCAGAAUGAGCUGUAUUUGGUCAGCAGAGAGAACGCAACAACAGCUUCCUGCGCUUUCUGUCUCCGUCAAGAAAAGGACGAUCAAAAAGUGGUCCUCGAAGACAAAGACCUGGAAGUGAUCGGCGCGCCUAUCAUCAAGUACGGUGACUCCACUGUCAUUGUGCAGCAUUCCGAGACUGGGUUAUGGUUGUCUUAUAAGUCAUACGAGACAAAAAAGAAAGGCGUAGGCAAAGUGGAGGAGAAGCAAGCGAUCCUCCACGAAGAAGGCAAGAUGGACGACGGGCUGGACUUCUCCAGGUCUCAAGAAGAGGAGUCCAGGACUGCCAGGGUCAUUAGGAAGUGUUCUUCGUUGUUCACCAAGUUUAUCAAUGGCCUGGAAACACUGCAAGAAAACCGUCGACACUCAAUGUUUUUCGCGUCCGUCAACUUAAGCGAAAUGGUGAUGUGUCUUGAGGAUCUCAUCAACUACUUUGCACAGCCUGAUGAAGACAUGGAGCACGAAGAAAAACAAAACAAAUUCCGAGCUCUUCGCAACCGCCAAGAUCUUUUCCAAGAGGAAGGUAUUCUAAAUCUGAUUCUAGAAGCCAUAGACAAGAUCAACGUGAUUACGUCACAGGGCUUCUUAGCUGGUUUUCUGGCGGGAGACGAAUCGGGACAAAGUUGGGAUAUGAUAUCUGGUUACCUUUAUCAGCUUUUGGCGGCCAUAAUCAAAGGCAACCACACGAACUGCGCCCAAUUUGCUAACUCCAAUCGUCUAAACUGGCUGUUUUCAAGACUCGGUUCCCAAGCGUCGGGGGAAGGCACGGGAAUGCUGGACGUGUUACAUUGCGUGCUCAUCGACUCGCCUGAAGCUUUGAAUAUGAUGAGAGAUGAACACAUAAAAGUAAUAAUAUCUCUACUAGAGAAGCAUGGCCGCGACCCGAAAGUCUUAGACGUUCUCUGCUCAUUGUGCGUGGGUAAUGGCGUCGCCGUGCGAUCCUCGCAGAACAACAUUUGUGAUUAUUUGCUGCCAGGAAAGAAUUUGUUACUGCAAACACAAUUGGUAGACCACGUUUCCAGCGUUCGCCCAAAUAUCUUCGUUGGCCGAGUGGAAGGCUCGGCAGUGUACCAGAAAUGGUACUUUGAGGUGACCAUGGACCAUAUUGAGAAGACUACACAUAUGAUGCCUCAUUUACGUAUUGGAUGGGCCAAUACAGCUGGGUACGUGCCGUAUCCUGGUGGUGGCGAGAAAUGGGGUGGCAACGGCGUUGGCGACGACUUGUAUUCCUUCGGUUUCGACGGCGCCUAUCUCUGGUCGGGAGGGCGCAAGACUCCGGUUAAUAGAAGUAAUCCGGAGGAACCUUUUAUCCGGAAAGGUGACGUAAUCGGCUGCGCGUUGGACUUGACCGUGCCAAUAAUCAACUUUAUGUUCAACGGCGUAAGGGUCACUGGAUCGUUCACGAAUUUCAAUCUAGAAGGCAUGUUUUUCCCCGCAAUCAGCUGCUCUAGCAAGUUGAGUUGUCGAUUUCUCCUUGGCGGCGAACAUGGCCGGCUGCGCUACGCAGCUCCCGAAGGAUAUUCUCCACUUGUUGAAUCUUUAUUACCCCAGCAAGUCCUCAGCCUGGAGCCUUGUUUUUACUUCGGCAACUUGUCCAAACGUGCUUUGGCUGGACCUCCUUUGGUGCAAGACGACACUGCAUUCGUGCCCACACCUGUUGACACUAUGCAGAUAACUCUACCAACUUACGUAGAACAAAUUAGAGAUAAACUCGCCGAGAACAUCCACGAAAUGUGGGCAAUGAACAAGAUCGAAGCCGGUUGGAUGUACGGCGAACAAAGAGAGGAUCUUCAUAAAAUACACCCUUGCCUCGUGCCGUUCGAGCGACUGCCACCUGCGGAGAAAAGAUACGACAUUCAGCUCGCUGUGCAAACACUCAAGACUAUUCUCGCUUUGGGAUACUACAUAAGCCUGGACAAGCCGCCGGCACGUAUUCGCAACGUUCGUUUGCCUAACGAGCCUUUCAUGCAGUCGAACGGCUAUAAACCAGCUCCGCUAGACCUGAGUGCUGUCACCCUAACACCGAAAAUGGAUGAGCUUGUAGACCAGUUAGCAGAGAACACUCACAAUCUCUGGGCCCGAGAGAGAAUACAGCAGAGUUGGACCUACGGACUCAAUGAGGACCCGGAAAUGCAUCGUUCUCCUCACCUAGUGCCGUAUCCAAAAGUUGAUGAUGCAAUAAAAAAGGCAAACCGAGACACGGCUUCGGAGACCGUCCGGACCCUUCUUGUUUACGGUUACAAUUUGGAUCCGCCAACCGGGGAACAACAUGAAGCUCUUUUAUUGGAAGCGUCUAAACUGAAGCAAGCGGACUUUAGAACUUAUAGGGCGGAGAAGAACUACGCUGUCAGCUCCGGAAAGUGGUACUUCGAAUUUGAGAUUCUCACCGCUGGACCCAUGAGGGUUGGUUGGGCGCACGCAGAUAUGGCCCCCGGUAUGAUGUUGGGCCAAGAUGAGAAUUCUUGGGCAUUUGAUGGUUACAACUGUCUAAAAUGGCACGCGGCGUCGAGCGAUUCUUUCGGUAUGCAGUUUAAAGUUGGCGACAUUGUCGGCUGCUUCCUAGACGUGCAAGACCAGACUAUUAGUUUCUCUCUAAAUGGAGAAUUGCUGAUGGAUGCUUUGGGUGGUGAAACAACUUUCGCUGAAGUGCAAGGUGACAACUUUGUGCCUGCCUGUACUCUUGGCGUCGGACAAAAGGCGAGGUUAACCUACGGUCAAGAUGUAAACACGCUCAAAUACUUCACGACUUGUGGUCUUCAAGAAGGCUAUGAACCUUUCUGCGUAAAUAUGAAGAGAGACGUAACCCACUGGUAUACCAAGGAUCAACCGAUAUUCGAGAACACAGACGAGAUGGCCGACACGAGGAUCGAUGUCACCAGAAUACCUGCUGGAUCUGAAACACCGCCCUGCAUGAAGAUAUCGCAUAACACAUUCGAGACAAUGGAGAAGGCAAACUGGGAGUUCCUUAGAUUAUCUCUGCCUGUCAUUUGUUACGCUGAGUUUAUUGAUGAACAAGAAAAAGCCCGUCGUUGGGUGGAGAUCAAAGAAAGGCAAGCUAUUCUGAUGAAGGAAGCCGUGGAAGCUCAAAUGCCAGCCCACAUCGACCAAAUCAUGAGAAGUGGAUUCACUAUUAGUGACAUUAAAGGUCUCCACUACGAAGAAAACCAGGAAGACGUGGCAACUACUUCCAAAUUGAAGAGGCAGCCUUCUAGACCCCCGCGCAAGGGGUCCAUGACCAGGGGGGUUACGAUACAGAAUUAUAAUUUGCAACCAGGUCAAGUGAACGGGAUGCAUCGGUCUACCAGCGAAGCAGAGAUGGCUAAGUACGAGUCGGGGGCUCAAAGCGUUACAUCGGACGAUAAAAAAGAAAAGAGAGGACGAUCGCCUUUUAAGUUCUUCAAAAGUCGUCGUGGUGAGAGUGGAGACCGCUCGAAAUCGCGCAAGUCGAAGACACCAGACCCGUUCAGCGACAUUGAGACCUCGCCCGAAAGGGGCACUGUUCGACGACCCAACCCACAGAUAAGAGUGUCCCAGACUAACCUAGCAGUACCGACUACCAUGACAACUCCGCAGCAAGAACGGAAACAAAUGACGACCAGCACCUUGUCUGCAUCCGCCACGGAAACUGUCGGCAAUGAGAUUUUUGACGCAGAAUGCCUGAAGCUCAUUAAUGAAUACUUCUACGGUGUCAGAAUCUUCCCCGGUCAAGACCCGACACAUGUGUAUAUAGGCUGGGUGACGACGCAGUACCACCUGCACUCAAAGGACUUCAACCAGAACAAAGUGAUGAAGUCGUCGGUUAUUAUUACUGAUGACUACGAUCGUGUUAUUGAGAGUGUAAACCGCCAGUCAUGCUACAUGGUACGCGCAGACGAAUUAUACAAUGAAGUGAUGGCCGAGGCAACGGCGAAAGGAGCCUCUCAGGGCAUGUUUAUUGGAUGCUCUGUCGAUACUUCUACGGGCACUGUCUCCUUUACUUGCGAGGGAAAGGACACUAGCAUUAAGUUUAAGAUGGAACCGGAAACAAAAUUAUUCCCCGCAAUCUUCGUGGAAGCAACUUCUAAAGAAAUCCUGCAGAUCGAACUAGGCCGUUCGGCGACCAGUCUACCUUUGAGCGCCGCAGUGCUUCCGACUAGCGACAAACAUGUGAUACCACAGUUCCCGCCUAGAUUAAAAAUCCAAUGCUUGAAACCGCAUCAAUGGGCUCGAGUGCCAAAUCUGUCGCUUCAAGUGCACGCUCUGAAAUUGUCCGACAUCCGCGGUUGGUCCAUGUUGUGUGAAGACGCCAUCUCCAUGCUAGCUUUGCAUAUACCGGAGGAAGACCGUUGCAUAGACAUUUUGGAGUUGAUAGAAAUGGACAAACUUCUGAGUUUCCAUUCUCACACGCUCACUUUGUAUGCGGCGUUGUGCUACCAGAGUAACUACAGGGCUGCCCAUGCACUAUGCCAACACGUAGACCAGAAACAACUUCUUUACGCGAUCCAAUCGCAGUACAUGUCGGGCCCUCUGCGGCAGGGCUUUUACGAUCUACUCAUAGCCUUGCAUCUAGAGUCUCAUGCCACUACAAUGGAAGUCUGUAAGAAUGAGUUCGUGAUACCUCUGGGGCCAGAGCUGAAAGCAUUAUACGAAGAUCCUGAGAUGUGCCACAGCCUGCGAUCAUUACAGACCGAGAGUGUUCGCCCGCAAAUGAAGAUGACGGACAUCGCUGACAGCAUAUCAGAAAUCAGCAAUCUGUAUUCUCCGUACUUCCCCCUGGAGGUAGUUCGGGAAUUCGUAAUGCAAGCGCUUGCAGAAGCCGUUGAGACUAACCAGGUGCACAACAGGGAUCCUGUGGGUGGUAGCAAUGAGAACCUUUUCCUACCUCUCAUCAAGUUGGUAGACAGGUUGCUGUUGGUCGGCAUGAUGAGGGACGAAGACGUGGAGAAGCUACUGAUCAUGGUCAACCCUGAGACCUGGGAUCCUACUUUCGAUAAAGAAGGCAAAGACGAGCACCGCAAAGGUCUCUUACACAUGAAGAUGGCAGAAGGCGCGAAGUUGCAAAUGUGUUAUUUGCUUCAACAUCUAAACGAUAUGCAGUUGCGACAUCGAGUGGAGUCUAUUAUUGCUUUUGCGCAUGACUUCGUUGGUGACUUGCAAGUUGAUCAAUUGAGGCGUUAUGUUGAAAUCAAGGCAUCGGACUUACCCAGCGCUGUCGCCGCCAAGAAGACGAGAGAGUAUCGUUGCCCUCCCAGAGAACAAAUGAAUGCCAUAUUGAAUUUCAAGCACCUAGAAGAAGAUGAUAAAGAGAACGUACCUUGCGGUGAAGACCUGAUCGCUCGCAUGAAUGAGUUCCACGAAAGUUUAAUGUCACACGUGUCGUUAAGUGCUCUUCAGGAGCCCGAAAGCGAGGAAGCGGCCGAGCCCGAAACUAAAGCAGGCGCUAUUGGUAAACUGUACAACAUUAUCAAUACCGUCAAAGAGUUAGAAGAAGAGCCAAAGGCAAUUGAAGAACCACCAAAGAAGACACCUGAAGAGAAAUUCCGUAAAGUACUGAUCCAGACCAUCGUUAGCUGGGCAGAGGAAUCGCAGAUUGAAACACCCAAGUUGGUUCGAGAGAUGUUUAGCCUUCUAGUCCGGCAAUACGACGCAGUUGGCGAACUCGUCCGUGCACUAGAAAAGACAUACGUCAUCAACGCGAAGACCAAGCUGGACGUGGCCGAGAUGUGGGUUGGAUUAAGCCAGAUAAGAGCGUUAUUACCCGUGCAGAUGAGCCAGGAAGAAGAAGAACUUAUGAGAAAGAGGCUUUGGAAACUCGUGAACAAUCACACUUUCUUCCAACAUCCAGAUUUAAUAAGAGUACUCCGCGUGCACGAGAACGUGAUGGCGGUCAUGAUGAAUACUUUGGGUCGUCGCGCGCAGGCGCAGUCCGACGCGCAGCCCUCAGGCCAACCCGCUGAGGAGGGCGGCAAGGAAAAAGAUACCUCCCACGAAAUGGUGGUAGCCUGCUGCCGGUUCCUGUGCUACUUCUGCCGCACUGGUCGUCAGAACCAAAAAGCCAUGUUCGACCACUUCGACUUCCUGUUGGAGAACUCCAAUAUCCUGCUGUCCAGACCUUCGCUAAGAGGAUCCACGCCUCUCGACGUUGCUUACUCGAGUUUGAUGGAGAAUACCGAGCUUGCUUUGGCGUUGAGAGAACACUACCUUGAAAAGAUAGCAGUAUACCUGUCACGUUGUGGUCUUCAGAGCAACUCUGAGCUCGUGGAGAAGGGAUACCCUGAUCUUGGUUGGGACCCAGUUGAGGGUGAACGUUAUUUGGACUUCUUACGAUUCUGCGUUUGGGUGAACGGCGAAAGCGUAGAAGAAAACGCGAAUCUUGUGAUUCGUCUGCUUAUUCGUCGACCUGAAUGCUUGGGACCUGCAUUACGUGGUGAAGGAGAAGGUCUCUUGAAGGCUAUAGUGGAUGCUAAUAAAAUGUCUGAACGUAUUGCGGAUAGGCGUAAGCUGAGAGAUCUGGAGCAGGAAGGAGAUGUUAAUUUCAGCCAUCCUCUUCCUGAAUCUGAUGACGACGAAGACUAUAUCGAUACUGGAGCGGCCAUCCUCAACUUCUAUUGUACCCUAGUCGACCUGUUGGGACGAUGUGCUCCCGACGCUGCUGUCAUUGCAUUGGGCAAAAAUGAGUCCCUAAGAGCCCGUGCUAUCCUUCGUUCUCUGGUGCCCUUGGAGGACUUGCAAGGAGUACUCAGUCUUCGAUUUACCCUUAACAACCCAGCCGCUGGAGAGGAGAGGCCGAAAUCAGACAUGCCAUCCGGCCUUAUACCUGGCCACAAACAGAGCGUUGGGUUAUUCUUGGAACGAGUCUACGGAAUCGAAACGCAAGAGCUGUUCUACAAAUUGUUGGAAGAGGCAUUCUUGCCUGAUUUAAGGGCCGCGACUAUGCUGGACAGGAACGACGGGUGCGAAUCGGAUAUGGCGCUGUCGAUGAACCGAUACAUCGGCAACUCGAUCCUGCCGCUUCUCAUCAAGCACGCCAACUUCUACAACGAGGCUGAGAACUACGCCAGUCUCUUGGACGCUACUUUGCACACGGUUUAUAGAUUAUCAAAGAACCGCAUGUUAACCAAAGGCCAACGCGAAGCAGUGUCCGACUUCCUGGUCGCGUUGACAUCAGCGAUGCAACCGUCCAUGUUGCUGAAGUUGCUAAGGAAACUCACCGUAGACGUGUCUCGUCUUUCGGAGUAUACUACUGUCGCCCUUAGGCUCCUAACGCUCCAUUACGAGCGCUGUGCAAAAUAUUACGGCAGCAGCGGUGCCGGCCAAGGCGGCUCCUCCGAUGAAGAGAAACGCCUCACCAUGAUGCUGUUUUCAAAUAUCUUUGACUCCCUCUCCAAGAUGGAUUAUGAGCCUGAAUUGUUCGGCAAAGCGUUGCCCUGUUUGAUUGCUAUUGGUUGUGCUUUGCCACCGGACUAUUCGCUUUCCAAGAACUACGACGAUGAGUUCUACGGAAAAGAAUCGCAGUCUACAGGUGGUCCAGAUAACCCCCAGUACGAUCCUCAACCUAUCAACACGUCUUCUGUAGCACUGAACAACGACCUCAACACCAUUGUUCAGAAAUUCUCUGAGCAUUACCACGAUGCUUGGGCUUCCAGGAAAAUCGAGAAUGGUUGGGUAUACGGCGAAUCGUCUUCGGACUCUCAGAAGUCACACUCGCGUCUCAAGCCUUACAACAUGCUCAAUGAUUACGAAAAAGAGCGUUAUAAAGAACCAGUACGUGAGUCACUCAAAGCACUUUUGGCUAUUGGAUGGUCAGUGGAACACUCGGAAGUGGACAUACCAAGCACCAAUCGCAGCUCUAUGAGGCGCCAGUCCAAGUCUGGUGGGGCGGACUCGGCAACCCCGUUCAACUACAACCCGCAUCCAGUGGACAUGACGAACUUAACGCUGUCAAGAGAGAUGCAGAAUAUGGCAGAACGAUUGGCUGAGAAUGCGCACGAUAUUUGGGCGAAGAAGAAGAAAGAAGAACUUGUCAUUAACGGAGGUGGCAUUCACCCACAACUGGUACCCUACGAUCUUCUCACCGACAAGGAAAAGAAGAAGGACCGAGAACGUUCGCAAGAGUUUCUCAAAUAUUUGCAAUACCAGGGCUACAAACUUCACAAACCAAGCAAAGCAACGCAAAGCGACACAGAGCAGGCGGCCAUUGGUGCAGCCAUAGAACUACGCUUCGCAUAUUCACUUCUGGAAAAAUUGAUCCAGUACAUAGACAGGGCUACCAUUAAUAUGAAGUUGCUGAAGCCUUCCACGACCUUCAGCAGGCGGUCCAGCUUUAAAACUAGUACGAGGGACAUUAAAUUCUUUUCUAAGGUGGUCCUACCUCUAAUGGAGAAAUACUUCUCAACCCAUCGCAACUACUUCAUCGCCGUUGCCACUGCGACCAACAACAUAGGAGCCGCCAGCUUGAAGGAAAAGGAAAUGGUCGCUGCACUGUUUUGCAAACUCGCCAGUUUAUUAAGAUCUCGUCUAGCAGCGUUCGGUCCAGAUGUACGCAUAACAGUCCGAUGCCUCCAAGUCUUAGUGAAAGGCAUCGACGCGAAAUCGCUUGUCAAGAACUGCCCCGAGUUCAUCCGCACAUCCAUGCUCACAUUCUUCAACAACGUUGCCGAUGAUGUUGGGCAUACUAUACUGAAUUUGCAGGAGGGCAAAUACUCGCAUCUACGAGGCACCCAUCUAAAGACGUCCACGUCUCUGGCAUAUAUCAACGGAGUGGUACUACCAGUUCUCACAGCGCUCUUCGACCAUUUGGCUAACUGCGAGUAUGGAGCUGAUUUACUAUUGGACGAAAUCCAGGUGGCAUCAUACAAGAUGUUAGGUUCACUGUACGCGCUCGGCACUGACGCAACACUCACUCACGAUAGGAAGUAUCUCAAGACUGAGAUUGAAAGACACAAGCCUGCUUUGGGUUCGUGUCUUGGUGCGUUCAGUUCAACAUUCCCGGUGGCGUUUUUGGAGCCUCAUCUUAACAAACACAACCAGUUUUCGCUGCUGAAUCGUAUCGCUGACCACUCUUUAGAAGCUCAGGAUGUAAUGGCCAAAAUGGAACAAAGCAUGCCAACGUUGGAAACGAUAUUGGGUGAAGUUGACCAAUUCGUCGAAUCGGACAAGACGUACAACGAGGCUCCACAUAUUAUCGAUGUGGUGUUGCCAUUGCUGUGCGCUUAUUUGCCGUUCUGGUGGGCACAGGGGCCGGAUAAUGUUACUCCUACAGCUGGAAACCACGUAACAAUGGUAACUGCAGAACAUAUGAACCAACUGCUGAAAAACGUUCUGAAACUGAUUAAGAAAAAUAUAGGCAAUGAAAGCGCUCCUUGGAUGACCCGUAUCGCAACAUACACGCAGCAGAUUAUUAUUAAUAGCUCGGAGGAACUUUUGAGGGACUCCUUCUUGCCAUUGGCUGAGAGGGUCAGGAAGAGGACAGACAAUAUGUUCCAUAAGGAAGAGAGUUUGAGAGGAUUUAUUAAGUCUUCCACUGACGAUACAUCACAAGUGGAGUCUCAAAUCCAAGAAGAUUGGCAGCUGUUGGUGCGCGAUAUCUAUUCCUUCUACCCUCUUCUGAUAAAGUACGUCGACCUUCAAAGGAACCAUUGGCUGAGGAAUAAUAUUCCUGAGGCAGAAGAAUUAUACAACCAUGUGGCAGAAAUAUUCAACAUUUGGUCAAAGAGUCAGUACUUCUUAAAAGAAGAACAAAACUUCAUAUCGGCCAAUGAAAUUGAUAACAUGGUUCUCAUAAUGCCUACUGCCACGCGGCGUGUCACCACUGUUGUUGAUGGCGCGCCACAGGGCCGUGGAAAGAAAAAGAAGAAGCAUCGCGACAAGAAACGUGACAAGGACAAGGAAGUUCAAGCAUCUCUCAUGGUGGCCUGUCUCAAGAGAUUACUACCGGUCGGUCUGAAUCUCUUUGCUGGCAGAGAACAGGAGUUGGUGCAACAUUGUAAAGAUAGGUUCCUCAAGAAAAUGUCAGAGCAGGAUGUAGCGGACUUUGCGAAGACGCAACUGACAUUGCCUGACAAAAUCGACCCAGCUGACGAGAUGUCCUGGCAGCACUACCUUUACAGCAAGUUAGGGCAAAAGAAGACCACAACUGCGGUUGAAACAGCAGAGAACAAAGCAAAAAUCAUAGAUGACACCGUUGAACGAAUUGUUGCCAUGAGCAAAGUAUUAUUUGGAUUGCAUAUGAUCGACCAUCCACAACAAAUGAGUAAGAACGUUUACCGAUCCGUUGUAUCGAUUCAACGUAAAAGAGCAGUUAUUGCCUGCUUCCGACAAACAUCUCUGCAUUCAUUGCCAAGGUUCAUGUUGUUGUGUUAUGUGACGGAACAAGAAAUGGAAAAACAAAAGCUUCUGUUCCACCAAGCCCGUCUUGCCAACCGGGGAGUAGCAGAAAUGGUGCUUCUACACAUAUCUGCGUCGAAAGGUGUACCUAGCGAAAUGGUCAUGAAAACACUAGAAUUGGGCAUAUCCAUUCUACGUGGCGGCAACAUCGACAUACAGAUGGGCAUGUUGAACCACUUAAAGGACAAAAAAGACGUUGGUUUCUUCACUUCGAUCGCUGGUCUCAUGAACUCCUGCUCUGUACUAGAUUUGGAUGCAUUUGAAAGGAAUACUAAGGCUGAAGGACUCGGCGUAGGUCUAGAAGGAGCUGCGGGCGAGAAGAAUAUGCACGACGCAGAAUUUACGUGUGCCCUUUUCCGCUUCAUACAACUGACUUGUGAAGGCCACAACUUAGAAUGGCAGAACUACCUCAGAACUCAGGCGGGUAACACGACAACUGUGAACGUGGUCAUCUGCACUGUGGACUACCUGCUUCGACUCCAGGAAUCCAUUAUGGACUUCUACUGGCAUUAUUCUAGCAAGGAACUCAUCGACCCAGCAGGCAAAGCAAACUUCUUCAAGGCCAUCGGAGUGGCAUCCCAGGUGUUCAAUACCCUCACUGAGGUCAUUCAGGGUCCUUGUACACAGAAUCAACAAGCUCUGGCGCAUUCCAGAUUGUGGGACGCGGUUGGCGGUUUCCUCUUCUUAUUUUCGCACAUGCAAGACAAGUUGUCGAAACAUUCUUCUCAAGUCGAUUUGCUGAAGGAGCUACUCAACCUUCAAAAGGACAUGAUUACUAUGAUGCUUUCUAUGCUUGAAGGAAACGUUGUUAAUGGUACAAUCGGUAAACAGAUGGUAGACACGCUGGUAGAGUCAGCAUCCAACGUGGAAUUAAUCCUGAAAUAUUUCGACAUGUUCCUGAAACUGAAAGACCUGACGUCCAGCCCGAGUUUUCAGGAGAUUGACGCAAACAGCGACGGCUGGGUCACCCCGAAAGACUUUAGAGAUAAAAUGGAACAACAGAAAAGUUAUACUCCGGAAGAAAUAGAGUUUCUUCUUGCGUGCUGUGAAACAAACCACGACGGCAAACUUGACUACAUCGGAUUCUGCGAUCGCUUCCACGAACCAGCCAAAGAAAUUGGUUUCAACUUGGCCGUGUUACUUACCAAUCUGUCUGAACAUAUGCCCAACGAACCUAGGUUGGCUCGUUUCCUGGAGACCGCAGGAUCGGUUCUGAAUUACUUCGAACCGUUCCUUGGUCGCAUCGAGAUCAUGGGAGGCUCGAAACGUAUUGAAAGAGUAUACUUUGAGAUUAAGGAGUCCAAUAUAGAGCAAUGGGAGAAGCCGCAGAUUAAGGAAUCGAAACGCGCGUUCUUCUACAGCAUAGUAACAGAAGGUGGUGACAAAGAGAAACUUGAAGCUUUCGUUAAUUUCUGCGAAGACGCCAUCUUUGAGAUGACUCACGCAUCAGGACUAAUGGCCGCUUCGGAAGACGCUGCGACUGGACAGAAAAACAGGGAUCCCACUUAUACGUAUUUGGGUGACGAUGAUGAGGAAAGACAAGAUAAGAACCCAUUCCGUCGAGGAUUCCAAGCGGUAAAAGACGGUAUCGCCACAGCAUUUUCGUCCCUAUCCCCCGCCAAUAUAAAGACUAAAAUCGCAGAUCUACAACAGAUGCCACCUGCUGAAUUAGCUGUAGGAUUCUUCAAAAUGUUCUUCUAUAUGUUUUAUUAUAUGGGAUACGGCGUGCUCGUCAUCGUUAGGUACAUAUUCGGAGUGCUCCUCGGUCUAAUGAGAGGGCCGCAGCAGGAUGAGCCUCCACCAGAACCGACGGAGGAAGAGAAAAUCGGUCAGUUGAAGCUAAGGUUGCUCACACAACAGUCAAGUACAUCGAGACAUCUUCCAGCAUUACCACCAGCUGAUGACACUGGACAAAUGCAAGUUUCUGCUUUCGGCCUGGACAUAACUAAAGAGGACAAUGGACAGAUGCAAGUAAAACCGCACGAGUCGCCUAGCACAUCAACGCCAUCUAGCGGCGAAGAGGCGGAAGCUUCUCCCGAUGAAGGGGGAGGCAGUGGAGAAUCAGGGGAGGAGGACCCGCUAGAAGUGGUGCACAUCGAUGAAGAUUUCUUCUACAUGGAACACGUCAUAAAUAUUGCCGCUGUUUUGCACUCUAUCGUAUCGUUAGCUAUCCUCAUUGGUUACUACCAUCUUAAGGUGCCUUUAGCCAUCUUCAAGAGGGAGAAAGAGAUUGCUCGCAGACUAGAAUUCGAUGGGUUGUACAUCGCGGAGCAGCCAGAAGACGAUGAUUUGAAGAGCCAUUGGGACAAACUUGUCAUAUCUGCCAAGUCAUUCCCCGUAAACUACUGGGACAAGUUCAUAAAGAAGAAAGUGAGAGUGAAAUACUCGGAAACUUACGACUUUGACUCGAUAUCGAACAUGCUUGGGAUGGAGAAAACGUCCUUCACCGCACAGGAAGAAGAGGGAAACAAGGGAUUCUUCCAUUACAUUAUAAACAUCGACUGGCGUUACCAAGUGUGGAAAGCAGGAGUGACGUUCACCGAUAACUCGUUCCUUUACUCGCUGUGGUACUUCUGCUUCUCGGUGAUGGGCAAUUUUAACAAUUUCUUCUUCGCCGCUCAUUUGCUCGAUGUCGCUGUUGGUUUUAAGACGCUAAGGACCAUCUUGCAGUCUGUCACGCAUAACGGAAAGCAGCUGGUGUUAACGGUGAUGCUGUUAACAAUCAUCGUGUACAUCUACACGGUGAUCGCGUUCAACUUCUUCCGAAAGUUCUACGUGCAAGAAGAAGACGACGAAGUUAACAGAAACUGUCAUGACAUGUUGACGUGCUUCGUGUUCAACCUGUACAAAGGCGUCCGCGCCGGCGGCGGUAUUGGCGACGAGCUGGAACCGCCAGAUGGAGAUGACUCCGAAGUCUGGAGGAUCAUCUUCGACAUCUCUUUCUUCUUCUUCAUCAUUGUCAUCCUGCUCGCCAUCCUUCAGGGUUUGAUCAUCGACGCGUUCGGUGAACUCCGUGACCAGCUAGAGUCGGUGAAGGAAGACAUGGAGUCCAACUGCUUUAUAUGCGGCAUGGGCAAGGACUACUUCGAUAAGGUUCCACACGGUUUUGACACGCACGUAGCUCGAGAACAUAACUUAGCAAAUUACAUGUUCUUCCUCAUGCAUCUUAUCAACAAACCCGACACGGAGUACACCGGUCAAGAAACGUACGUGUGGAAUAUGUAUACGCAACGAUGCUGGGACUUCUUCCCCGUAGGUGACUGCUUCAGGAAACAAUACGAAGACGUUAUGGGAGAAUAAACAAGUUGUAUAAAGUACAAAUUAUUAUGAGGCUAAGUUUGAAUUAGUUCAGGAAAAGAAAUGAGAAUUGUGAUUGGGCAUUUUUUAUUUUGACUUAUGGAUACAUUAGACGUCGAUUUUUCUAGUAUUUAUUGUGCGUAGUAUAUUUUAUCAUAUUAUUGUAAAGCCAGUUACUUAAAAAAACCAGCACCAACACCGUCAAAAAACCACAACCAGCGCACAAAUACCGCGGUAGACAAAUACCAUGAACUUCCACUCACUUCACUCCAUUGCGCCUCCUGCAAUCACUUCAGUCCUUCAUACGUACGCUUUUUCUUGGUACUUAUAACCUGGGUUUUUAAAGGACAUUCCCAAUCUGAUCGAGAUACACAAGGUUAUUUGUAAAGUACAGCAGGACUAUAUUAUUAAAAUCAUAAACAUCAGAACAUAAUAUUUUUGGCAAAAAUAAACUUAUUACUUUUUAAUCUGACACUUUUUAGGUCUGUAUUUGAUAAUAAGUUAGUGCAUUUUGCAUCAGACGUGUUUAUGCUAAUGCUUUCUUUUGUUACCGCAUAGAAUUAUCGCCGUUUAGAACGAUCUAUUUAAAUAUUUUUUACGCAAGUAAAAUCUGAUACAUUUUUAAAAGUCAUAGAGCAAAAGUAGUUAUUUAUGAUGUUAGUAAUAUAGUUCUGUAAGGUUUAUAAAUAAUCGUAAAUACGUCAAGGUUAGACCUCUCCCCACCUUUCCAUCCACAUUCGCUCUAUAAUAUUAAUUGUGCUGUCAAUAUAUAUUUAUACGUAUGUAUAAUAAAUAACGCACACACUCAACAUAGCCCCGCACUAGGGAAACCCUGUGUCGCGGGUGCCAUGGACACACACAUAGCCAACCACAAAUUACACCCAAACGUAUAUCAAAAUGUAUAUCAAUACAUAUAAGCAUUCAUUUAUAUUAUUAUUAUUAAGAAUCUGUCAGGAUAUCUCGAAAAGGAUUUCGUGGGAACAUGGGUCCAAAACGUAGUGGCCAUAGUCUGUAGUUAAGUCUCUCUUCACAUCAAAAGGGCUGGGCAACAAUGGUCUUCUCUAAAUGGUUAAUUACUCAAGAAUAAUUCAAACUUAGUUUCAUAUAAAUAAAUGUCAUGCAAUUAUAUGUAAUAUUUUAGUUAUUGCUCAAGAGACACCAAAAACAAACAAAAAAUUUUUGAUGUUUAAAAUUAUUGUCAACUUAAAAUUUAC
Hyposmocoma kahamanoa is the source of this 16014-nucleotide messenger RNA. It is a transcript of the gene RyR, whose product is annotated as ryanodine receptor. Bases 371 to 14803 code for a protein of 4810 amino acids. Lineage: Eukaryota; Metazoa; Arthropoda; Insecta; Lepidoptera; Cosmopterigidae. Gene Ontology annotation, molecular function: calcium ion binding; ryanodine-sensitive calcium-release channel activity; protein binding. Gene Ontology annotation, cellular component: sarcoplasmic reticulum membrane; sarcolemma; Z disc. The transcript is spliced from 105 exons. The record is from RefSeq and is a predicted model, not a curated record. Gene Ontology annotation, biological process: calcium ion transmembrane transport; intracellular calcium ion homeostasis.